This is a messenger RNA of Panicum virgatum (switchgrass), 456 nucleotides long. RefSeq names its product norbelladine synthase-like. The transcript is spliced from 2 exons. Gene Ontology annotation, molecular function: protein phosphatase inhibitor activity; signaling receptor activity; abscisic acid binding. NCBI's taxonomy places the organism in Eukaryota, Viridiplantae, Streptophyta, Magnoliopsida, Poales, Poaceae. Gene Ontology annotation, biological process: defense response; abscisic acid-activated signaling pathway. The coding region runs from base 1 to 456 and encodes 151 amino acids. Gene Ontology annotation, cellular component: nucleus; cytoplasm. The record is from RefSeq and is a predicted model, not a curated record.
AUGAAGGGGAGCACGGUCCACGAGCACGAGACCGACGUCCCCGCCUCCGACCUGUGGGCGAUCUAUGGCACGCUCCGCGCCGCCGAGCUUACGGUGGAGCUGCUCCCGCAUAUCCUGGCCAAGUUCGAGGUCAUCAGCGGCGACGGCGGCGUCGGUAUUCCGGGCCUGGAGAGUUACAAGGAGUUCACCAAGGUUGACAACGAGAACUACGUCAAGGAGGCGACGGUGAUCGAUGGUGACCUCCUGAAGCUGGGGUUCCUCUUCUACAUGAUACGGAUCGAGGUCAUCGCGAAGGGGCCCGGCUCGUCGGUGGUACGAACGACUGUCGAGUACGAGAUUGAUGACGCGCACCCGGAGCUUGAAGCUGUGGCGAGAGCGGCGCCUUUCGGUGUGAUCGCCGUGAAAUUAUCCGAGCAUGCCAAGGAGAAGAAGGUCAUCACUCAGGCAGCCUCUUGA